AUGCAAUUAUCAUUUGCAGGCGUCCUUGACAUUUACGGCUUUGAAACGUUCGAGAUAAACUCCUUUGAGCAGUUUUGCAUUAAUUAUGCCAACGAGAAGCUCCAACAACAGUUCAAUUCACACGUUUUCAAAUUAGAACAGGAUGAAUACAUUAAGGAGGAGAUAUGUUGGAAGAUGAUCGACUUCUACGACAACCAGCCGUGCAUCGACCUGAUCGAAGAGCGGCUGGGAGUGUUGGCACUGCUGGACGAGGAGUGUCGCGUGCCGCAGGGCUCGGACCAAGGCUUCGUGGCCAAGCUACACCACAACUGCUCCAAGUACCCGCACUUUCUCAAGCCCAGGUUCGGCAACGCGGCUUUCAUAAUAAAACACUUCGCUGAUAAUGUGGAGUACCAAUGUGGAGGUUUCUUGGAGAAGAACCGUGACACUGUUUCUGAGGAACAGUUGGAAUGCAUAAAGUCGGCGACCAGCUGCCGACUCAUCCACACGAUCUUUGCUGAGGAGCGCCCUAUGGGUCAGGCUUCUACAUUGCCGCCACCAUCUAGACGGAGAACUACCCCAUCGCAACCUAUUGGUAGCCUGACGCAAACACCGAGACGGGCGUCGGGACAGCAGCAGACGGUGGGCGCACAGUUCCGCGCGUCGCUGUCGGCUCUCAUGCACACGCUGUCCGCCACCACGCCGCACUACGUGCGCUGCAUCAAGCCCAACGACACCAAGCAGCCCUUCAGCUUUGACCCGGCGCGAGCCGUGCACCAGCUCAGAGCGUGUGGAGUGUUGGAAACAAUCAGAAUAUCGGCUGCUGGAUUCCCUUCGCGUUGGCUGUAUCAGGAUUUCUUUCAUAGAUACCGACUAUUAUGCUUACACAAAGAUGUUGACCGCGGAAACAUCAAAGCCACAUGUGCCAAAAUACUCCAAAAGCACAUCAAAGACCCUGACAAAUAUCAAUUCGGAGCUACCAAGAUAUUUUUCCGAGCUGGUCAGGUGGCGUACUUGGAGAAGGUGCGCGCGGAGAUCCAGCGCGUGUACUGCGUGCGCGUGCAGAGCUGCGUGCGCCGCUUCGUGGCGCGCCGCAAGUACCUGCGCCUCGUGCGUGCGCUGCGCGGGCUGCAGGCGCACGCGCGCGGCUUCCUCGCACGCAGGCGCGCGCAGGACGUGCGUCGCAACCGCGCCGCGAUCAAGAUACAACGCAACGUGCGCGGCUGGCUCGCUCGCCGCAAGUACCGGCGGCUGCGAGCUCUGGCCAUCGGGCUGCAGGCGCACGCACGGGGCUAUCUGGCUCGCCGGCUCUACCGCGACAGGCGACGCGUGCUUGCGGUCAUCACGAUCCAAAGGUACGCGCGCGGAUUUCUUGCGAGGCAGCGGGUGAAGAAGAUGAAGAGACAGAUUGUAAUUGCACAAGCUGCUGUGCGUCGUUUCCUCGCGCGGCGGCAGUACAAGCGGCUCCGCAUCGAGGCGCGCAGCUUGGACCACGUGAAGAGCCUCAACAAGGGGCUGGAGAACAAGAUCAUCAGCCUGCAGCAGCGCCUGGGCGACGCCCUCGAGCGCGCCCGCGCCAUCGAGCCGCUGCAGGCGCAGCUCGCGGACCUCAGGGCUAAACUUGAACUCCUAAAACUAGUAGAGAUUGAAGCAAAGACUCUAAGAGUGGACAUUCAAGAUAAGGACAGUCUGAUCGCGUCGCUGCAAGACGAGUUAACGAGUGAACGGGACAGCAACAAGCGACUCGUGGAAGAGAAGAAUGAGGUGGAGAACAAAUACAACAAGCACAAGGACGUAUGGCUAGAGGAAAGCAAGAAAUUAGCAGAUGAGCUCAAGAGUACCAAGGAACAUUUCGAAAUGGCUAUUGAAGAACGGGAUAAGCAGCACGAAUCGGAGAAGAGGGCACUGUGCGCGGAACUAGAAGCCGAAAGGCAGAGUCGACAGAAACUGCUUUCGUCACAGUAUGAGCUACAGGAAAGACUGGACGCUAUGCAAAGGGCACCGCCGACCAAAGAGCACAGAAGGUCAUUUUCUGACGCCAGCAACGCUUCGCAGCAAGAGACCACAGUUGAAGAUGACUACGGGUACGGGUCGGUACGUUCGGUGGAGACGUCGCGGCCGGCGCUGGAGGCCGUCAACUGGGCCGCCGGACAGCACAAUGGACCCACGCCCAUCGCGGACGCCGGGCUAGUGCUGCGCAUGCAGAACAGGAUCUCAGCUCUGCAGAGCGAACUGUCCAGGACCUCCAAGCGCGCUCACGACCUGGAGGAGCGCCUCAUGAAUCGGCUGUCGUCGCCGCCCAGCAACCCCAACACCGACCGCUUCCGCGUGGAGGAGCUGGAGAUCGAGAACAAGAAGCUGCGCGAGCACCUCGACCGCCUGCGGGCCGCCGGCGACAGCCUGCUCGUCUCCAAGGAGGUCAUCGAGCAAUUGGGCGUGAUGCAAAAAGAGUUGGACAGGAGGCGUGAAGAGUGCAUUCAGUUAAAGAGCGUCCUCACCAAUCAGACGGUAAACUUAAAGUCGCUUGCGUCUUCCAAUUACGGUUCGGACGUGGACAUUAUCAACGAAGAUGGCGAGUUAGCGACUGCUUACGAGGCUCAAAAGGAUAUCAACAGACAAUUACAAGAAGAACUGCUGGCUGAAAAGAAAUUCUACUCCGAGCACAUUUCACAGGCAAAAGCGGAGAUCGAGAGAUUGCGAGAAGAGAAUGAAAAGUAUCAGAAAUUACUGAGUGCAGAUUUAAGUCAGGAACCAAAGAAUAAAAGUCAAGAGUUCGCGCAAAAUGAGAUUAUUCGAUUGGCCGCAGAGAGCCUCGCUAUACAGGAACGCGUUGACAAACUUUCGGAGAGCUGUCGUCGGUACAAAAAUCAAAUCAGGUUGCUCGUUGACAGGCUAAAGGAGGUUGGCAUUGAUGACGUCAACGACAUUCUAGAGGGCAACGACACAGUGACGGCGCAACACUCCCUGUCGACUAUACAAAUGGCGCCUGUGACACGCAAAAAGGAGAGAGAAUACCUGGGCAUGUUCGAGUACAAAAUACAGGACGAGCCGAUCAUUCUUAAAAAGCUUAUUACUGAUCUGAAACCGCGGGUAGCAGUAACUCUGUUACCUGGCCUGCCGGCCUACAUCCUGUUCAUGAUGCUGCGGCAUAUGGACCACGUGGACGACGAACCCAAGAUGCAUCAGCUUAUAAGAGCUGUCCGCAUCAGCGUUAAGAAGACAGUGAAGAGACGCGCUGACAGCGUCGAGUAUAAUGCGCUCUGGCUAUCUAACAUGCUUAGGCUGCUGAAUAACUUGCGGCAGUACAGCGGCGACGCGGUGUACCAGGCGGCCAACACGCCGCGGCAGAACCAGCAGUGCCUGCGCAUCUUCGACCUCUCCGAGUACCGCCAGGUGCUCAGCGACACCGCCAUAUGGAUCUAUCAGGGUUUGAUCCAGCUGCUGGAGCGUCAGUUGGAGCGGCUGAUCUUGCCCGCGAUCCUGGAGUACGAGGAGAUCAACGUGCACUCGGGCCCGGCGCGGCCGCCGACGGGCGGAGCGGGGGGCGCUACGGCCGGGCCCGCGCGGCUCAAGCACGAGCUGGCGGGGGUGCGCGAUCACCUGCGCACGUUCGCCGUCGACGCCUCGCUCACCGUCACCAUCUUCAAGCAGUUGUUUUACUACAUCUGCGCAUACAGCUUAAAUCAACUGCUGCUCCGCAAAGAUCUCUGCUGCUGGGCCAAGGGUCUGCAAAUCCGGUACAACAUCUCACAUCUCGAGACUUGGAUUAAAGAGCAUCUCGCCGAAUAUGGACAGAAGAGCGUUGAAGAGAUCCUCGGUGUACUGAAGCCCAUCACUCAAGCAGUGCAGUUGCUGCAAGCGCGCAAGUCUAUGAUCGACGUGGACAGCACGGUCGAAAUGUGCGCCGAUCUCACUGCCAUGCAAGUUUGUAAGAUUUUGAACAUGUACACGCCGGCCGAGGAGUACGAAGUGAAAGUAACGCGCGAAUUCAUACACGAGAUACAGAAGAAGAUGCAGGAGCGCGCCGGACCCACGGCUGGCAAGGAAUCCCAGAGCUUGCUGAUGGAUUCGAAGAUGAUAUUCUCAGUUCAGUUCCCGUUCAACCCGUCGUCCAUCCGGCUAGAAGACAUCGAGGUGCCUGAAGUCCUCGAGCUGGACGGACUCCUCACAAAGAUUUAA
This is a messenger RNA of Parnassius mnemosyne (clouded apollo), 4158 nucleotides long. NCBI's taxonomy places the organism in Eukaryota, Metazoa, Arthropoda, Insecta, Lepidoptera, Papilionidae. The record is from the annotation of a GenBank genome assembly.